Molecule: messenger RNA, 930 nt
Organism: Clupea harengus (Atlantic herring)
Lineage: Eukaryota; Metazoa; Chordata; Actinopteri; Clupeiformes; Clupeidae
Product: polymeric immunoglobulin receptor-like
Cellular component (GO): plasma membrane
Molecular function (GO): transmembrane signaling receptor activity
Source: RefSeq, a predicted model, not a curated record
UGUAAUAUUAUGGCAACUGCAAAUAACACCAAAGGGAAAGUGACAGUGACAGAUUACCCUGAAUAUGAUUUCUUUACUGUGACAAUGAGAAACAUGCAGACAUCAGACUAUACCCAAUACUGGUGUGCUAUGGCAUUGACUGAAACGUCACCCUAUGAUGACAUGAAGGAGCUUUCAAUAAAAUAUCAGUCUGAUCCUGAUCUGUCUGUGGAGAGAAGUGUAGUAUCUGGUGAGGUAGGGGGCAACGUGAGUGUCCAGUGUCACUAUAGUAACAAGUACAGAGGCGAAAAGAAGAAAUGGUGCCGUUUCAAAGACCCAAAGUGUUCAUCAGUAGGGGGGUCAGUAGCACCUGCUGGCACAAAGUCCCAAAUCAGGGAUGUUGGGGCUGGAACUCUGAGUGUUGAGAUGGUGGGGGUGAAGGAGACAGACACAGGCUGGUACUGGUGUGAGGUGGGAGAUCUGCAGAUACCAGUUUACCUGAACAUCACACAACACGCUGCAAUUCCCAUCCCAACCACAACUACCUGCAACAACAGUGGCUUCACCUCCAAUGGGAUUAAGUCUUCCACAAUAACAACAGGAAUCAUGAUAAGCACUCUCACUUGGGUCACCAACUCAACUGCAGAUGACAAUAUGAAGUUCUCAGUGCACAUCGCCUUUAUUGUCCUUCUGGGGAUAGCUGGAUUACUGUUGCUACUGGUAAUGGUUGGUGUGGUUACCCGGAUAUUCUACAAGGCUAGUGGGUUGCAUAGGGUAUCAAGAGAAAAUAACAAUGUGACGCCUGAGGUUAACCUGACAUACAGUACUGUGGCCUUGAAGAAAGAAACCAACAACCGCAGACAAACCCAGGGCUCCACAGCAUCUGUAUCCACUAUCAGCCCUGACUUGACCGCCAGCUCUGUGCCAAGUUCUAUAGAGGUGAGUCCAUGA